CCGAAGCAGCUCGUGGGGAGCAUUGCGGCAGGCUGGCAGGCUGGCAGAGUGAAGACUUGACCGUAGACCAUCUCACCUCAGCCUAGCUGCAAGCCCCCCGGGAUGCACUGGGCAUGGCCUCUGCAGCCCCACAGAACAGCCGACAGAUGACCUGUGACACUGAGAUCCCAGACUUCCUAGACACACUCCUCCGAGACUUCCCAGCCCCACUGAGCCUGGAGAGCCCUCUGCCAUGGAAGGUCCCAGGGACAGUACUGAGCCUGGAAGAGGUGGAGGCUGAGCUGGCUGAGCUGGCAAUGGGCUUCCUGGGCAGCAGGAAUGCUCCCCCACUGUUUGCUGCAGCCGUGACCCACGAAGCAGUUUCCCAGCUCCUACAGACUGACCUUUCUGAAUUUAAGAAGUCACCUGAACAAGAGGAAGAGGAAGAGGAGGAGGAGGAAGAGAAAGCCCCUGUGACCUUAUUAGAUGCCAAAGGCCUGGCACGGAGCUUCUUUCACUGGCUUUGGAAAGCAUGUAGCCAGUGGCACAAGCAGCUGCCGUUGGCUGCCCAGGCCCCUCAGCGGCAGUGGCUGGUCUCUAUCCAUGCCAUCCGGAACACACGGCGCAAGAUGGAGGAUCGGCAUGUGUCCCUUCCCACUUUCAACCAGCUCUUCGGCUUGUCUGACUCAGUGGACCGUGCCUACUUUGCUGUGUUUGACGGCCACGGAGGUGUGGAUGCUGCAAGGUAUGCCUCUGUCCACGUGCACGCCCAGGCUGCUCACCAGCCAGAGCUGCUCACAGACCCGGCCGCGGCCCUCAAAGAAGCCUUCCGGCGCACUGACGACAUGUUCCUCUGGAAAGCCAGGCGAGAGCGACUACAGAGUGGCACCACGGGGGUGUGUGCGCUCAUCACAGGAACAAUGCUGCAUGUCGCCUGGCUUGGAGACUCCCAGGUUAUCCUGGUACAGCAAGGGCAGGUCGUGAACCUGAUGGAGCCACACAGACCAGAGCGACAGGAUGAGAAAGCACGGAUUGAAGAGCUGGGCGGCUUCGUUUCACUCAUGGACUGCUGGAGAGUCAACGGGACCCUGGCAGUGUCUAGAGCCAUUGGAGACGUCUUCCAGAAGCCUUAUGUGUCUGGCGAGGCAGAUGCGGCAUCCAGGGAGCUAACGGGCUCGGAGGACUACCUGUUGCUUGCCUGCGAUGGCUUCUUCGAUGUCGUCCCCCACCAUGAAGUCACGGGGCUCGUCCAUAGCCACCUGAUCAAGCAGAACGCCAGUGGCUUGCAUGUUGCUGAGGAGCUGGUGGCUGUGGCCCGUGACCGGGGCUCCCAUGACAACAUCACAGUCAUGGUGGUCUUCCUGAGGGACCCGCUGGAGCUGCUGGAAAGUAGAGCCCAGGGGACAGGGGAUGCCCGAGCAGAUGUAGGAAGCCAGGAGUUGCCCACUGGCCUCUCAGAACUUGAGACCAACACCUCACAGAGCAGCUAAGUGGUCAAGGCCCCAGGCCCCAUUCUGUCUUUCCCUCUGCCCUUGUGAUCCCUCCCCCUCAAAGACCUUAGAUCAAACAGGUAUAAUAACGGGCAGAGGUGCACACCCUCACAGCAUUCCCUUAGCAACCCAGCCCUUCAUGUUGCCUGCCUGUCUUCAUAGAUACAGAGCUGCAGUAGGCAGCAUGGGACCUCAGAUGGAAGCAUAGGAAAAUGGCUGAGAUGAGCAGGGCAGGACAGGGCUGGCCACAGAAACCACAGGCACCUGCCGGCAGCCUAACCAAAAACACAGGUCUUGGGGACCCUCACACAGACCUUUCAGGCCCAUCCUGGGAUGAGGUCUCCAGCCCAGUGUCCAGCCUCGGCUUAUGGCUUCUCUCUGUACCCAAGCCUGGGGUUUGGUCUACACUAACAGACAGGCUUGCAGUCCUGCUUGACUGAGCGUCCCAAAGAGGAGACAUUGGCCUGUGUGGGAGGAGCACCAGGGGACUGGUCCACUGCCAUUCCACACUGAGUGCUAUGGCUACUAGGGCCUUCUAGACUUCUCCCUUUCCCUCGAGCAUCCUGGGGAGGUGAAGUCAGGUGUGUGUGUGUGUGUGUGUGUGUGUGUGUGUGUGUGUGUGUGUGUGUCUUUUGUUUGUGUGCUUAGAUUUACUGCAGGGAACGGUCUAAUCCAGAGUCAGUAUUCAGGUUUUGUCGUGUUUUAUCAGUGCCAAGCUGACCCACAAGGUCAUGUAAUUUAAGCAAAGCUUAGCAUUUAUUUUAUUCCUGAGAAGUAUUUUACUUUUGUGUGUUCAAUGGAGACAUUUGCAGUAUUAUUGAUUUUUUCCCCCCUAAAUCAGGAUGGAAACAAACUUUUUCAGGUUGUGGUAAUAAGCCACUUAAGUGCCUUAAACAGCUUUGGCAUAGACAGGAACUACGGGGCAUCGUGGGCCCUGAUAGGCAGACAUGUUGGGUUCUCAAAAAGGCAGUAUGUGUUGUGGGAAGACAUGCUUUGGGCUGGCACUCGGUCUGGGAAGGACCUUUUGUCCUUCUUGGCACCUCAGAACUUCCUUGAAAUGAUCAGCAGAGGCUGUGACUGGGCGUCUGGGGUGACACUGGCCUCCUUGCUCACCCUUGGAGUCCGGCUGGGAAGACCUUACUGCUGUGCUCUAGGAUUAGGAAUUCCAGACUCUCUUGAUGUGUUUGUAAUCACAUUGAGCACAUUGCUCAGGGAAGGGACUUUGACCAGGCCAGCUGUCUAGAGCCCUGGGGCGGGGAGGCUGCUAGCAGCCAGGCAGCCACAGUCACCACCUUUCCUUUGUGGCUGGUGUCCUUCCCUGCUGGACUCUGUCCCCUACCUAAGCAACAUUCCUAGAGCAGUGAUGGAUAGAAUCGGACAGGGAGGAGGAAGGGCAGCCAGAGUGGAAGGACUGAGGUGGCCCUCAGCAAGGGCCAACUGUGAGUCACGCUGUUCCGUGCGGACACUGGCAGGGCCAGAGGGUAACAGUGGCUUAGCAGAGGCCUAGGGAGGGCAGCAGUAGGAAGGAGAGAGCACUAGUGAGGCCUGCAGAGCUUUGCUCAGUGCACCUAAGCCCUCUUUUAGAAGAAGCAAGGAAGCUUGUGCAUUUGCCCCUGAGGCAAAUCC
Messenger RNA from Acomys russatus (golden spiny mouse), 3095 nucleotides. It is a transcript of the gene Ppm1f, whose product is annotated as protein phosphatase, Mg2+/Mn2+ dependent 1F. The record is from RefSeq and is a predicted model, not a curated record. Gene Ontology annotation, cellular component: cytosol. Gene Ontology annotation, molecular function: cation binding; protein serine/threonine phosphatase activity. The coding region runs from base 114 to 1469 and encodes 451 amino acids. Gene Ontology annotation, biological process: protein dephosphorylation; negative regulation of protein kinase activity. The transcript has 8 exons. NCBI's taxonomy places the organism in Eukaryota, Metazoa, Chordata, Mammalia, Rodentia, Muridae.